Molecule: messenger RNA, 2226 nt
Organism: Cladocopium goreaui
Lineage: Eukaryota; Dinophyceae; Suessiales; Symbiodiniaceae
Source: the annotation of a GenBank genome assembly
AUGGAGUCGGAAUACUCGACUCGGCGUCGCCUUCCACCAUGGGAGGAAAAGUCGAUGAAAAAGUUAGUUUAUCGUGCACUGCUGGUCGUAGCCGUGCUGGGAGUGGCCACCGUGGCAACUCCUAAAGCGGCCGACGCGGCGGGCUGGGGGUUCUCCAUUACCUCGGGUUACCCGGGAUAUUAUGCUCGCUCGCCGGGAUACUACUCCCACGGGUAUUCGUACCUUGGUCCGCCAAGCUACCGCUACUACCCACGACGAGCCUACUACCCUGGCUUCUACGGUUCUAGCGACGAGAGGAAUGAGGCUAUGAAGUGGUUCUGGCAGGCGGCGGUGUGGGGGCUUGUGGCUUGUGGUUUAACAACCUCGUGCCUCGCGCAAGACUCCGGCAAUCAACCUCCCGCCAUCGACACUCGUCGCGGCGAUGCGAUGAUCGCCGAGUAUUUCCGCCAGGAAACCCAGAAACUGGCCGACGACUGUCUGACCGACAUCAAAACGCUCGACGACUGGACCGCCCAUCGGGCCGAAUACGAAGCCCAGCUUUAUGAAAUGCUGGGGCUCGAUCCACUGCCCGAGAAAACCCCGCUCGAACCGGUCAUCACCGGCCGCAUCGAGCACGACGACAUCGUUGUCGAGAAGCUCCAGUUUCAAUCCCGCCCCGGGCUAUACGUUACCGCCGACCUGUAUCUCCCCAAGCAACUCGAUGGCCCCGCCCCCACGGUGCUGUAUGUCUGCGGUCAUGGUCGGGUGAAGCACGACGGGGUGAGCUACGGCAACAAAGUGCACUACCAUCACCACGGAGUCUGGUUCGCCCGCAACGGCUACGUCUGCCUGAUGAUCGACACCCUGCAACUGGGCGAAAUCGAAGGUCUGCAUCACGGCACCUAUCACGAAGACAUGUGGUGGUGGUUCUCCCAUGGUUAUACGCCCGCCGGGGUGGAAGCCUGGAACUGCAUUCGCGCGCUGGAUUACCUCGAGACCCGCGAAGAAGUCGACCCCGAACGUAUGGGCGUCACCGGCCGCUCAGGUGGCGGGGCCUACAGUUGGUGGAUCGCGGCCAUCGAUCAGCGAAUCAAAGUGGCCGUCCCCGUGGCCGGCAUCACCGACCUGGAAAACCAUGUGGUCGAUGGCGUCAUCUCCGGCCACUGCGACUGCAUGUUCAUGGUGAACACCUACCAGUGGGACUACGCCAAGGUUGCAGCCCUGGUGGCUCCCCGCCCGCUGCUGAUUGCCAACACCGAUCGCGAUUCGAUCUUUCCGCUCGACGGCGUGGUGCGGCUCUACGAAAAGGUGCGGCACAUCUACCAACUUUAUGGGGCCACCGAAAAGUUGGGCCUCAACAUCACCGCGGGCCCACACCAGGAUACACAAGAACUGCAAACGCACGCUUUCGUCUGGAUGAACCGCUACCUCAAAGGCAAAGAGUCGCCCAUCGCCCAGCCGGCCGAGAAGCUCUUCCAGCCCGAGGAACUCAAGGUCUUCGACGAACUUCCCGAGGACCAACUGAAUUCUGAAAUCCAACAAACGUUCGUCACUCGCCAGUCGCCCGACACGCCACCCACCGACGCUUCGCAAUGGGAACAGCAGCGCGACGCCUGGCUAGACAUUCUCCGCGAGAAGACCUUCGCCGCCUGGCCUGAAGAAAACGCCGAGAACUUGUCGCUGGAACCGGCCUUCUCCGUUGAGCACGAAGGGCUGCGAUUCCGCGGUUUCGAUUUCACCUCACAAGGCCCCAUCCGUCUUCGUCUCUACAUGGUCGAGCGGGCCGACUUGGACAACCCUGAGCUGGUUGUGCUGAACGUGCUGGACGAUCAGCGAUGGCAAGAAUGGCUCGCCACCAUGCAGGUUGGGUUCGCCGAAGCCCUUCAAGGCGAAACCCUGGGCGAGCCCGACGCCGAGUCGUUUGAGCAACUCGCAGCCAUGCUCAAAUCCCAACCCUGGGCCAUGGCCUAUCUAGCCCCCCGCGGCGUUGGCCCCACUGCGUGGAAUCAGUCUUCCAAGGAGCAAACACAAAUCCGGCGACGGUUCAUGCUGCUGGGGCAAACACGCGACGGCAUGCAAGUGUGGGAUGUUCGCCGCGCCGCGCAGGCCCUGCAAUCGAUCGACGAGUUGAACACCGUUCCACUCUGGAUCCAGGCCAACGAUCAAAUGGCCGGGGUCGCACUCUACGCGGCGUUGUUCGAACCCGAUGUGGCCCGACUCGAUCUGUGGCGUGGCAGUACCCGCUAG